Actinia tenebrosa (Australian red waratah sea anemone) is the source of this 3077-nucleotide messenger RNA. RefSeq lists its product as uncharacterized. The record is from RefSeq and is a predicted model, not a curated record. Lineage: Eukaryota; Metazoa; Cnidaria; Anthozoa; Actiniaria; Actiniidae.
CGGCUUCGGAGUCAGUCAGGCAGUUGGCCGCUAGUUGGUUGGUUUCAGCUCUAAAAGUUUUCCAAAUUUCAAGUCCUAGCGGAUCAAUGGUACAUCAACAAUACUGCACUUUGCUAGUAUUCUAAGCAACUAGAUCAGUUAGUCGAAGUCUUUCCACGACUCAAGCCCAGGAAGAAUAUAAUCUUCCGCCUUCCGCACAGUUAAUUCAUUCGUAGACUGCUACUUCGYGUGACUUUUCAUAUUGCAAGAAGAACCUGAACUUGAACGUCCUCCAUCUUCAUUGGGAGGUCGUUUGACUAGAUUGCAUCGCAUUACAAUCAUCCAGUUUCAUAUCUGAACUAGGAUAGUCAAACCAUUAUCGUCAAACCUUUACUAUAAUUAUUUUUAUCCUGUAGCGCACAUUAUUUGAGUCAGCUUGAAUUCGACGAAGCGUUGCAGAUCCUAGACAUGGCAUAUCAGAUCCUAGAGAAUGUUAACCAGCCUGGUACACGRCAAGAAACAGAUCAACUACUGUAUUUUACACAGUCAGUCAUCAAGAUGGAAAGAGAAAUUUCUCAAAUAACUAAAGAACAAAAAACUUGUGAAGUUCACAACCCACAGACGUUUCCUGAAAUGAUUUCUUACGCACCUGAAUGUUGCAGUCGAAUUGGGUUGGAUGAUAAUAUUUAUUCCAGACUGAUCGAGUCGAGAAAKAGUGUGCAGGCUGUUAAGAACGCAGAGAGUGUAAGACUUGCGGAGGAUUCAAGACAGGAAAGACUAGCAUCUACAUCGAGGGAGMCAGCUUUUGAAAAUGCAGUAGAAAGAAAGGGAAUACUUGAACAUAGCUUGGGGCCAAGAAAAAACUUGACAAAAUUUAGAGACAGAAGUAUUAUUAUGUGGACUCCACCACAAACACUCGAGGUCUUUGAACCUAAUAUAUCUUUAUCGAGAGUCUAUUUUGCACAAGGUAGUGAAAGCAAUAGUUAUCAAGUCCCUGCAUGUGAGAACAAUUGCGCCAAGAGUGAUCUAAGGAAAUUUGAAAGYCUUAAACUACCCCCGAACAAUAACUUAGCAGACAGACAAAAGAAUGAAUUCAUGGACAAGACAACUGUUCAAUUAAGGACACAAAGUGCGGCUAGUUCAUUGAACAGUCCAGUUUCUAAACCAAGGCCGCUUCUUGAAGGAAUGUUUCAGAAUCCGCAACCUGCCAGAAGAUACGGGAAACGCGCGGAUAAGCGAUCUUCGUCAGCAGCUGAAGAGUACCUUCUACCAGAUUGUAAAGAAUCUAGAUCUAAAUCUCUCAAUUGUGACGCAAUAUGCUCAAAGCCUUACUCCGUCAGUAAUGAACAGUUGCCACCUGAAAAGYGCUCAAAAUCUGAACAAGAUGUGCCUGAGACGAUUGUCAUACCCGAUGAAGAUGAAUUGGUUAGCACAAGGCAGUGCGGAAAUAGGGAGUCAAAUUUCUUGCAGGUUGUAACUGAUAGCGAGGGUCGGAUUCGAGUGAACGUUGCCAAUGCUCCUGCCACAGAGAGACAGAAUGUUGAAGUUACCAGACAGAUUAUUGCUCAUGAUCGAGAAGGACAUCUGAGCACCCUGAAGACAAAUCAUAGAGAGAAGACUCUUGAAGAAUCAAGGAAAGAUUACUUGGAAGCCAAGGAACGCUCUUCAAAAACGAUCAGCUUUGAGAAUUACACACCUGAGACGUGCAAUCACACUUCAGCUUUAAUAACAAACGAGCAUCAUUGGGAAGCUUGGAAAAGAGCAAACUGCAUUCCUAGCGAUAAGUUGGACUCUGAAACCGGUUUUCAUCAAUACACAAAACAUCAUCAUCAUCAUUGCAGAAAGGAACAACUCUGUGAAGGAGAAAGAUAUAUCAUCGGUUCCCAAGAUGAAAAUAAUAAUAUUUURGAAUUUGAAGCGACUCACUUGAAUGAAUUCAUUCAAAUUCCAAGACACGAAGUACCAGACAAUAGCUUCUCCAGCCAUGCAAAGGCAGCCAAACGAAACUUAAAUUUCAUGAAGUUCUGUGAUCAAACGACACAGAGAGAAAGAUGUACUGCAAGAUUGUUCAAUAUCCCAAAAGAAAACUGUUCAGAGAAUUACCAGCCUCUUUUAAAGAACGAUCGAAGAUAUGCUUGUAUGGAUAGGCAGGAUGCGUGCUGCCAGAAGACACAGKCAAGUGAGCACAAUAACCAAUUAAAAGGACCUCUAGUGGGGGUCAGUGAUAGCCGAACAACAAGCGAGCAAAGUUUUCAAAACAGAACACAAAGAUGCUCAGUUCAAGUUCCUAAGGAAGGCGAGGGAUGCAAAUGGAGUAAUGAAUUGGAAACAAACUCAAGACAAAAAACUACCGUCAUCAAAGACUUGGCAUCAACUGUGUUGCCAAGCAAUAAAGAUGAUGUACAAACUUCGUGUUCAGCSCCAAGGAGCAAAGCUAGUUGCAGUACAAUAAGUUCAAAAGAAKGUCUAUCUCUGGAGCCAAGGACAGAAAAGAAAAACAGUGGCGAUGGCCGAUAUCCUUGCGACUGGCCGGCCUGCGAGAAGUCCUACAGCCACUAUUCCUUUCUAGUUCUUCACAAAAGAAUCCAUACGGGAGAGAAACCUUACCCCUGUUCGUGGGUGGGGUGCAACAAGCAGUUCCGUCGAUCUGAUGACUAUCAAAGACACUACCGCGUCCAUACUGGUGCCAAACCUUAUGUUUGUGUCGUCUGUGGUAAGGGGUUUAAGCGCUCAGAUCAUAGAUUAUUCCAUUACAGGGCUAUUCAUCAUCUGAAGGACGCAAAUAAUAAAAGAAAGAAAAAAUAAACAUUAAAAGAGACAGAACAUAUAGCAAUUAGUGAAAAGAGAUUUUGAGCAUCUUAGAGCAUCGUGAAACGUCAGAUGAAAAAUAAAACAAUUUUCAGAAUUAGUGAAAAAGAAUCGAGAAAAUAGUAGAGAAUUURAAAAUUAUCUUUGGUAAGAAGUUUUGAAAAAUGAAAACGUGAGCAAGCCGUUUGCGCGAAGACAAACAUGUAGACGCUAGUAGAUUAUUUAGCUCGUGCAAUCGAGGGCCCUGAUAUUAGAACGAAAUCCAAAUUAAACUGUAUUAGUAUAUGUAA